CUAUGGCCCCCAACUUGGACUCCAUAUCAAUGUUCUUUCAGCAUUAUUUUAGCUUAAUCUACUUGACCUCUAUAUAACAUCACCAUCUCCUAGGGCCUUCCCUAUAACCUGCCGACUGACCUACCCUAUGUUUUCUCCAAACAUUCCUUGCUUUAUAGAUGGAGAAUUCGGUGACCUCUAGGAAUAAGGCUCUCUCUUCUUCUAAUAAUGAAAAAACAACAGAGGAUUCUCCUGAAGAGAGCAGCUGGACUUUCUAUUUGCAGGACUUCCAAUGUGAUCAUCAUGACCAUGAUAACACUGGUUCUGUCUCUUAUAAUAGCUGUGAAAGUUGCCCAUCUCUUGUUUCUGAUGCAUUUUCUUCAGCAGCCAGAAAAGCUCCUGAUGACAUUGAGGCUGCAGUCUUUGCUUCAGCCAGAAGUAAUUGCAAGAACUUAAGUUUCAAGAGGCGCAAAGCUAAAGCAAGUGCAGUACUCAAUGAUCAUGACUUGGAAGAUACUGCUAGUUCGCCCGUCAAUAGUCCUAAGGUUUCUUCGAUCAAUCAGUUGAAUUACACUCACAAUGAGAAGGAUAACAUAAAUGUUUCAGAGGCAAAUGUUUGCAGAAAGAAUAGUACUGCUGAAGCUGCUGGUAGCGCUGCUCAUGAGGAAAAGAAUAAUCAAUCAGAACUGAAGAAAAGGGGACUAUGCUUAGCACCGGUAUCUACGUUGACGAAUUACUUCGGUUAGGUUUUCUAUUAACUAUUUUGAGGCAGCUGUACGAGCAUAUUUUCUUUUUGGUUCAUGCAUGAUAAGAGUUCUUGUAAAAGGGAACUGAUGUUGAUUUUAAUGAUGAUAUGUUAAGAGUUGAUCAUGUUCUUGGGCCGUGCCAA
Coffea eugenioides is the source of this 868-nucleotide messenger RNA. RefSeq names its product vascular-related unknown protein 4-like. The transcript has 3 exons. The record is from RefSeq and is a predicted model, not a curated record. Bases 159 to 725 code for a protein of 188 amino acids. NCBI's taxonomy places the organism in Eukaryota, Viridiplantae, Streptophyta, Magnoliopsida, Gentianales, Rubiaceae. Gene Ontology annotation, biological process: xylem development.